UUCGAUAUAAAUAACACAUCGCAAUGUCUGGGAAGUCCUUAGAGGACUUCUUUGUUCUAGGUAUUGAGGGUAGUGCCAACAAGUUAGGCAUUGCUGUUGUUCGUGGUGAUGGAGUACUACUAUCCAAUGUCCGGAAGACGUAUUCAGCUCCUGAUGGUGAGGGCUUUCUUCCUAGACAUGUAGCUCGUCACCAUCGUGAGAACCUAUCUGCCGUGCUUCGGGAGGCACUGUCUACGGCUGGUAUAAAACUAUCGCAGAUAUCAUUGAUAUGUUAUACUCGUGGACCUGGGAUGGGUUCAGGUCUUCAUGUUGGUUCCAUUGCUGCUAAGACUGUCCACUUUCUGACUGGUGCUCCAAUAGUCCCUGUGAAUCAUUGUGUUGGCCAUGUGGAGAUGGGUCGUCAUCUAAGUGGCUAUCGUUUACCGGUGGUGUUGUACGUUUCCGGUGGUAACACCCAGGUGAUAUCAUAUGACCAUGUUCGUUGUGUUUACGGUGUUCUCGGUGAGACUUUGGACGUUGCUGCUGGUAAUGUACUAGACCGUUUAGCUCGUCUUUUAGGGCUGCCUAACAAGCCUGCGCCAGGGUAUUCCAUAGAGGUUGCAGCUCGUUCCGGCGAGCGAUUGAUUUCUUUACCGUUUGCAGUAAAGGGCAUGGACUGCUCACUCAGUGGGUUGCUUACAUACUGUGAACAACUGAUAGAGCGUGAGCGCAAUUUACUAUCGUCUGGUGAGAUUACGGAAUCUGAUUUUUCUAGGUUUACCUGUGACCUAUGCUUCAGUGUUCAGGAACACAUGUUUGCGAUGUUAAUUGAGAUGACUGAGCGUGCAAUGUCCUUUGUGGGUGCUAAUGAGCUAUUGGUUGUUGGCGGUGUUGGUUGCAAUUUACGUUUACAGUCGAUGGCUAGUGCCAUGGCUGAAUCUCGUGGUGCUCGUCUUUAUCCCAUGGACGAGCGUUACUGCAUUGACAACGGGGCCAUGAUAGCCUUUGCUGGGUUAAUGGACUACCUCCAUGGUAAAGGCUCAGAGGCGGCUGUACCCGCUGACAAAGUCAGCAUUUGCCAGCGUUAUCGCACUGACCAGUGCGUAGUCACAUGGAUAUGAAAUAUUAGCAUUAGCU
Messenger RNA from Babesia bovis T2Bo, 1116 nucleotides. Its product is annotated as tRNA N6-adenosine threonylcarbamoyltransferase family protein. Gene Ontology annotation, cellular component: EKC/KEOPS complex; cytoplasm. The coding region runs from base 24 to 1100 and encodes 358 amino acids. Lineage: Eukaryota; Apicomplexa; Aconoidasida; Piroplasmida; Babesiidae. The record is from RefSeq and is a predicted model, not a curated record. Gene Ontology annotation, biological process: tRNA threonylcarbamoyladenosine modification. The transcript has a single exon.